Panicum virgatum (switchgrass) is the source of this 3600-nucleotide messenger RNA. RefSeq names its product putative disease resistance protein RGA4. Lineage: Eukaryota; Viridiplantae; Streptophyta; Magnoliopsida; Poales; Poaceae. Gene Ontology annotation, molecular function: protein binding. The record is from RefSeq and is a predicted model, not a curated record. The transcript has 11 exons. Bases 151 to 2925 code for a protein of 924 amino acids.
AUAUAGCAGAAGAACACAUUGUAGGGAGGACAGAAGAAAAAGAGAAAGUAGUGGCCUAUUUGCUUGAGGCCAUGUCAGAAAAGAUCGUCAUCCUUCCUAUAUAUGGUAUUGGAGGCAUUGGCAAGACAACUUUUGCAAGACUGAUUUAUAAUGAUCCAAAGUUCAAUUGUUAUUCUCAAACUUCUGAAGCGUACUAUAAACAAGCUACGUUUUUCACCAUGCACGAUCUGGUGCAUGACUUGGCAAUUUCACUCCUUGGCAACCAAAUUUUGGACCAGAGCAAACAAGGCAAUACAAGGGGAAGCAGCUGCCAAUAUGCAUUGCUCAGGGAUUGUAGCAGGCCACUGGAGUAUUACGGCCCUUCCGAAGACAAUUGGAGAACUGACAAGGUUGAGGCAUCUUGAUCUAUCAGACUGUUACAGCAUACAUGAAUUGCCAGUCUCAUUCAGGAAUCUAGAAAAUUUGGCGCAUCUGGAUUUGUCAAAUACCUAUAUCAUUAGAGGUGUAUCAGAAUCGUUGCAGAGCUUGAGCCGAUUGGUGCAUCUGAACUUAUCAGGAUUUGCAGACAUUGAAGACCUGACAGGAGCAAUCAGCGGCCUCACAGGUUUGCAAUAUUUGAAUUUAUUAGAAGUGGACUACAGUGAUGGAUUACAACAAGCCCUCAUCAAUCUCACUAAACUCCGGUAUUUAAAUUUAGGAAGAAAAAAUUAUUUUCAUGUACGAGAUGAUGAAGCUGGGUUUGACAGUUUACUUGAGUGUGUCUGUAGCCUAUCCAAUCUAGAGUACCUUAAUUUAGCUAGGAAUUUAAAUCUGCGUACUAUACCUGAAAGCAUUGGGAACCUCAGAAAGCUAAAUACACUAGACCUCUCGCAUUGCAUAAAUCUACGGAGGCUGCCAUCAAGCUUAUCAGCAAUUAGUGAUCUGAGGUUUCUACAUGUAACUUAUUGCUCGAAGCUAGAUAAAUCCACUCUACCUCAGAAUAAGGAUCGUUCAGCCUUGCUACCGAAUUUUGUGGUUCAUGCUGUUGAUGGUGAAUCCAGCAGCAAUCUUUCUGAGCUCGAGGAUAAACAUCUAACCUUGUUGGAUAUAAGCAGGCUUGAAAAUGUGAAGUCUGCAGAAGAGGCAAAGAGAAUAAAACUGGGGGAAAAGCAGAGUAUUGUAAGGCUAGAAUUGGCAUGGACUAGGGAUGCCAAGAGAUUUGCAGACGAUAGGGAAGUUUUAUCAGAACUGGUGCCACCAGACACGAUAGAAACAUUAACACUACAAGGAUACAGUAGUAUUUGCUUUCCAUCCUGGAUGAUGAGCAUUGCUAUUUAUCUACCUCGCCUGAGCGAUGUUACCCUGCGGGACUUGCCCAGUUGCAAUGUCCUACCACCACUUGGUCAGUUACCAAACCUGGAGUCACUGAGGAUCGGAGGAAUGGACAGCAUUAGGAAGAUUGAUGGGGGCUUUUACGGGUGCAGAAGUGCAUUUCCUCGACUUCUUGAGUUUGCCAUAUCCCGUAUGGAAUGCCUGGAAGAGUGGAAUGCUGAGGAUGGUUUGAAUGAGCUCGCGUUCCCAAAACUAUGGCAGUUGAGUAUAAAUCAUUGCCCCUUGUUGAGGUUCAAAGCGUGUUGGCCUCCAGCUAUGCACGUGACCAUAGAUAGUAGUGACCAAAUACUAUUAUCCACAUGGGAGGACAGAGAUCACUUCAGUGCUUCCUCCUCUACGGCAACCACCUCGCUUCACGUGAAAUGCUGUGAGGUGCCUCUGCAUCAGUGGAGCUUGCUGCGUCACCUCCCCUGCCUCGAAUAUUUAAAGAUUACUGACUGCAGUGAUCUCACAUGCAUCUCAACAGAUUUGCUUCAAUGUAUCUCCUCCCUCAAGAUUCUGACUGUGAAAUAUUGCAAAAACGGCACUGUGUCGCUGCCGGAGAGGUUAGGAGACCUCACCUCUCUCACGCAGCUCGUGUUACGCGAUUGCAGUGGCAUCAAGAGUCUACCAGAGAGCAUACAACAACUCACACGCCUCCAACGGCUAAAAAUUAAUGGCUGCCCUGGACUAGUUCAGUGGUGCGAAUCAGAGGAGAAUAAGAUAAAGCUCGUUCACAUCUUUGAAAAAAUAUUGGAUGGUUAUUAUUUGUAUAACUUUUACGAUGAACAAUCCGGUUGUUUGGCGGCAGUGAGGGAACAAAAACUAGAGAACAAAGGUAUCUUUUUUUCUUUUCAGAACAAUGGUGGAUUUCCUAAGGCACAAGAUGAUGAGGCUUUAAAGCAAUGGGGGAAAUACCUUAAGCUGUCAACAGAUUUUGAAUCGUCAACGUCAAAGGAUGAAAAGAGUGGUGCACGUGAUGCAAGCCAUGAUGCCAACGCACGGUUGGCUUUUCAGAUAUUGGAUGAUGAGCUGUUACGUGUGACCAGGACUCGGAGCACAAUGCCGAGGGAACAAAAUCUAGAGAACAAAGGUGGAUUUUCUGUGGCGCAAGAUGAUGACAGCAAAUAUGAACGUGAUUUAAAGCAAUGGGGGAAAGACCUUAAGCUGUCAAGAGAUAUUGAAUCGUUAAUGACAAAGGAUGAAAACAGCGGUGCAAGUGAGGCAGGCCAUGAUGCCAACGCAAUAGAGGACCGGCCAGCGCAACAAUUCAGCCUGGGAAGCUGGAUCGGCUCUACUACUACGCCUCAGAUGCUGCCUGUUGCUGGUCCAUCCAGCAGUGCUGCACACCUCACCAGAAGUCCCUCCAACGGCUCUAUAUUGGGCUACAUGAACAAAGGUGGAUUUUCUGUGGCGCAAGAUGAUGACAGCAAAUAUGAACGUGAUUUAAAGCAAUGGGGGAAAGACCUUAAGCUGUCAAGAGAUAUUGAAUCGUUAAUGACAAAGGAUGAAAAGAGCGGUGCAAGUGAGGCAGGCCAUGAUGCCAACGCACUAGAGGACCGGCCAGCGCAGUAAUUCAGCCUGGGAAGCUGGAUCGGCUCUACUACUACGCCUCAGAUGCUGCCUGUCGCUGGUGCAUCCAGCAGUGCUGCACACCUCACCAGCAGGUCCUCCAGCACUUCCCCCUUUGGUAUCAGUCUCCCUACGCUGCGACCCAGCACUCCUGGUUCCAUGUACACCUUCACAGCCACCGCUCGUCUGCACCUGCCUCUGCCAUCGACGGCAAGGACAAAGGAUGAAAACGAAGCAGAUGAAAGGCGGUUUUCAGGGGGACUUACUGGAUCAGAGAGUGAUCGUUGCUGUUUAAAGAGGAAGAGAGAAAUGAGCUAAAAAAAAGGAUGCAGGAUUCUGGAGACUACUGUCACAGAGCUUUUCAACUUUUGUUGGAAAUUCAGCUAUAGGAUUCAGGCUUAGCUUUUGAUCCUGUUUGCUUUUGUUUAAAACUUUUCCUUUGAUGGUGCUUGUAGUCUAAGUACUACUUUGGUCCGUACUGUGUGAUGCUGUAUACAUCCAUGAAACUACGGGCAGAAAAGAAAAGCUUCUAUUAGCUCCUUUGAAAUCUGCAGAAGAGUUCAGAUGUGACAUACUUAGUACUGUAGUUGCUAGAUGAUGCAUCAAAUUGUUCCUGAGAAGAAAUUUUGUUUCUGUUGAAUAUAUAUUUGUAUAAUUCAUAAAGCGAUCAUUUCAGUA